This is a messenger RNA of Erigeron canadensis, 1766 nucleotides long. Its product is annotated as serine/threonine-protein kinase BSK5-like. The transcript is spliced from 10 exons. Lineage: Eukaryota; Viridiplantae; Streptophyta; Magnoliopsida; Asterales; Asteraceae. Gene Ontology annotation, molecular function: protein binding; protein kinase activity; ATP binding. Bases 119 to 1600 code for a protein of 493 amino acids. The record is from RefSeq and is a predicted model, not a curated record. Gene Ontology annotation, biological process: protein phosphorylation; brassinosteroid mediated signaling pathway.
AAUCCCCUUUACAACUUUCAAACUUUCUUACUCAAAAACAUUAUAAAGCUUGCAUCUUUUCAACCUUCAUCACCUCAAAACAAGCCCAUUUCUUUCUCUCUUUCAAGAAACCCCAUUAAUGGCAGCUCGUUGUUUUUACUUUUCAUUUUGUGGGUGGUCUAGCCUUAAAUCCAAUGAUACACAUCCUUCUGAUCUCGAGAAAAAUGGUGGUGAAAAUGAUAAGUUAAAGUUGCCAGUUUUUAAAGAGUAUAAGUUGGAUCAACUAAAAAGUGCAACAGAUGGAUUUUCUGUGGAGAAUAUUGUAUCUGAACAUGGUGAAAAAGCUCCAAAUGUUGUGUAUAAAGGAAAGCUUGAAGAUGAUGGUGAUAGAUUGAUUGCUGUUAAACGGUUUAAUAAGUCAGCUUGGCCUGAUACUAAACAGUUUCUGGAUGAAGCAAAAGCUGUUGGGCAACUUAGGAGCCAAAGAUUAGUAAAUUUGUUGGGAUGCUGCUAUGAAGGAAAUGAGCGAUUGCUAGUGGCAGAGUUCAUGCCUCAUGAGACUUUAUCAAAGCAUCUAUUUCAUUGGGAAAGCCAACCAUUAGAGUGGGCUAUGCGCUUACGGGUAGCUCUGUAUUUGGCGCAAGCAUUAGACUACUGCAGCAUUAAAGGACGGUCUCUAUAUCAUGACCUUAAUGCUUACAGAGUCUUGUUUGAUCAGGAUUGCAAUCCAAGGCUCUCGUGCUUUGGACUAAUGAAGAAUAGUCGAGAUGGUAAAAGCUAUAGCACUAACCUAGCUUUCACCCCACCAGAAUAUAUGAGAACAGGCAGAGUAAUAGCAGAAAGUGUAAUAUACAGUUUCGGAACCAUCCUGCUUGAUCUUUUGAGUGGAAAACAUAUUCCCCCAAGCCACGCACUUGAUUUGAUAAAAGGGAAAAAUUUUCAAAUGCUUACGGAUUCAUGUUUAGAGGGUCAUUUUUCUAAUGAUGAUGGAACGGAGUUGGUAAGGAUAGCAUCACGUUGUUUGCAGUAUGAACCUCGAGAGAGGCCUAAUGCCAAGUCUGUAGUGGCUGCCCUUACCAUUCUUCAGAAGCAAACAGACGUUUCAUCCCGUGUCUUGUUGGGAAUUAGUAAGGAAUCUGCACCGACAACACAAAUAUCAAACCUGUCACCACUUGGAGACGCUUGCGCGAGAAUGGAUUUAACUGCCAUACACGAGAUACUAGAGAAGAUCGGAUAUAGUGGUGAUGAGGGGGUUACAGAUGAGCUCUCGUUCCAAAUGUGGACAAGUCAACUGCAGGAUACGUUAAACGGUAAGAAGCGUGGGGAUAAUGCUUUUCGAGCCAAGGAUUUCAGUACUGCUAUCCAAUGUUACACAAAUUUCAUCGAGACUGGAACCAUGGUAUCACCAACCAUGUAUGUAAGACGUUGUUUGAGUUAUUUGAUGAAUAACAAGGCGCAAGAAGCGUUAGGAGAUGCGAUGCAAGCCCAGGUCAUAAACCCAGAUUGGUCAACUGCACUUUAUCUACAAGCAGCUGCUUUAUAUAGUCUAGGAAUGGACAAUGAUGCCCGAGAAACACUAAAAGACGCGGUUGCGUUGGAUGCUGAAAUAAAAGAAAAAUGAAUGGGUAGAUUUUGUGUUGUCUUUCUUUUCUGUUACUAGGAAAUGUGGAUGUAGUUGUGCAUAUUUUGCAUUGUUCCCGCCAAAGGUAACUUAUUAUUUUCAAUGAACUGAAUGUUUGUGAUGUUUGUUUAUCAAAUUAAAUGAGUUAAUAAUAUUCUUUUUGUCA